Fundulus heteroclitus (mummichog) is the source of this 1658-nucleotide messenger RNA. RefSeq names its product translocon-associated protein subunit alpha. NCBI's taxonomy places the organism in Eukaryota, Metazoa, Chordata, Actinopteri, Cyprinodontiformes, Fundulidae. Gene Ontology annotation, cellular component: endoplasmic reticulum membrane; endoplasmic reticulum. The coding region runs from base 83 to 937 and encodes 284 amino acids. The record is from RefSeq and is a predicted model, not a curated record. The transcript is spliced from 9 exons.
CCACCUCCCGGCCGCCCGCAGCCCUCUCUUCUCCCAGACGCUGAUGUGUUACUAACGUCAGCCUUCUUCAGGUUCUGCUAAAAUGUUUGCUUUCGGAUCAAAACUCCUGCUCCUUUUCCUGCUGGCCUUCCCCUGCGGGCUGAUGUCUGUCGGCCAAGUCGGUGCACAAUCAGACUCUGCAGAGGACACCUCCGAGGACGCGGAUGCAGCAGUAGACGAGGAGGAAGACGACGAGAUGCUUGUUGACGAAGAUCAUGUACAAAGCCGGGACGGAGGGGAAGACGACUCAGACGAAGCGGCUGAAAAACUUGUGACUUCACACCCCGACGCCGACACUACCAUCAUCUUCACGACAGGCGAAGAGUUUCCAGCCAAUGAAAUUGUGAGGUUCCUUGUGGGUUUCACCAAUAAAGGAGGUCAGACUUUCACGGUCCAGUCCCUGGAGGCUUCUUUCCGCUAUCCCCAAGAUUUCCAGUUCUACAUUCAGAAUUUCACAGCGCUGCCCCUGAACACUGUAGUCCAGCCCCAGGCUCAGGCCUCCUUCGACUACUCCUUCAUCCCGGCUCAGCCCAUGGCCGGCCGGCCGUUCGGUCUGGUCAUCCUCCUUAACUAUCUGGAUUCAGAGGGAAACGUGUUCCAGUCGGCUAUUUACAACCAGACCGUCACCAUAACGGAGCGAGAGGAGGGACUUGAUGGAGAAACGAUGUUCAUGUACGUGUUCCUGGGUGGACUGGUGGUCCUGCUACUCUUUGGGAUGUAUCAGGUCCUGGAGACCAGGACGAGGAAAAGGCUUCCUGUUAAAAUAGAGAAGGGUACCGCUGGAAUAAACGAUGUGGACAUCAGCUGGAUUCCUCAGGAGACUCUUAACGCCAUGAAACCUUCGCCAAAAACAUCUCCACGGAAACGGACCAAAAGGGCCGCCGGGGCUGACCAGUGAGCCUCACUCAUCAUACCGGCCCUCUUUGCGACUAAAUCCACGUUCCCGCUCGCUAAGGAUCGACAGUUUGAGGCUUUCAGGCCGGCUCUCAUUAGAGCGAAGCCAUUUAAACACUAACAGAAGAUUUAACUAAGUUUUAAAGCUGCGAUUCUUUUUAUUCCUUUUUUUUUUAAAGUAGUGAAAUUUGUAGGAGCUGUGGUACAAACUGCCUUAUGGAUGCUGUGAAGCCAAAACCGUAUUAGAGUCCAAAGUCAACUUAACAUGGAGGUUUGUUACCUGCUUUAUCAGGAUAAAAUAAAUUGUCUGACUUAAGACCAGAAGUAUUGAACGCUUGAUCGAUUUAUUUUAUCCUUUCUGUAAAUCCAACACCUCAGUGCCUUAUUUACACGCCAACUUUGGUGCCCUGCAAGAAGCUUAUGGUAAAGAAAAUGAUGUCCAUGUUUUUAAUACUGUGACCCGAGGCCUGUUUGUAAAACAUUUAUUUUUUAUCUUUAAGAGAGUAAAAGUGGCAGCUGUUUGUCCUAUCAAUGCUAUAAAAAUCUUCUCCCAACAUUUCUACAGCGUUGUUCACCUAUUUUCGUUUUCUCCUCCUCCGAGACGGAGGCUUCUUUAGCAUUUCAGCCUCCUCAUCCGCCGUCAUGGUUGAAGUCUCUCAGGUUCUUUGCCAUCAUUUUUAUAAAACCACCCUAUGAAAAAGCAAUAAAACGAUAAAGAAGGGGUA